GGAAAGGAGCGAGCAGGCGAGCGGGAGUCAGGGCAGGAAGCUGGUUUCUCAUUCCUCUAACUGUCCAAAGGCAGGAGGAGGGGAAGGGGGGGGAGCCAAAGAGGAGCCUUGUGCAGACUCUUCCCCCCGGUCCCUUUUCAUUAGUCCGUUUGAACUUCCAGUCUCCUCCGAAAGCCGAGAGAAGGACAAACCACAUUGGGACGCUUUCUGCUGCUGGGAGUGUCGACAGUGCGGCUGAUGAAACCCAGAAGGUGGCCGUGGAGGGUCCCGGGACCGUGCUGAGGGACUUAGCACCCCCUCCUUCACCAUCGCCUGCCCCCAAGUUGCCAACCCCGAUGCGGGCACCCGUCCACCACCCACUUCCCUCCGAUGAGAACCCUUCCGGGCUCAGGCUAUGAUCGCUGCUGCUGCUGGCUGGGCAGCCUCCUCUCGCCCUGACCGUCCUCUGCCACAGGAGCAGCCCAACAUCUGGUGGGGAUUCAUGUUUACUUCUCUGGCUGGACGCUGCUCGGGACCCCCGAUGUUGCUCCUUGGGAGCGGGGCACGGGCCGUGGUCUAAGGAGAAGAGCGAGAUUCUUAUCGCCCAGCGUGAGGCUGGGGGGGUGGGGGGCAAGGCAGGAGGGGGGAGAACCUCUUUUGGGACUAACCUCAUGAAGAACAAGGGAGCCAAACAGAAACUCAAGAGGAAGGGAGCCGCGAGCGCGUUCGGCUGCGACCUGACGGAGUAUCUGGAGAGCUCUGGGCAGGAUGUCCCCUACGUGUUGAAGAGCUGUGCGGAGUUCAUUGAGACUCAUGGCAUUGUGGAUGGGAUCUACCGCCUCUCAGGAGUGACAUCCAACAUACAAAAGCUGAGACAAGAGUUUGUGUCUGAUCAAUGCCCGGAUCUGACAAGGGAAGUUUACCUCCAGGACAUCCACUGCGUGGGGUCACUCUGCAAGCUGUACUUCAGGGAACUGCCCAACCCUCUCCUCACUUAUGAACUCUACAAGAAAUUCACGGAAGCAGUAUCCCGCUUCCCCGAGGACGAGCAGUUGGCACGAAUUCAGAAUGUCAUCCAGGAGCUCCCACCAUCGCAUUACAGAACGCUGGAAUACCUGAUCAAGCACCUGACUCACUUGGCCUCCUUCAGCAACAUGACCAACAUGCAUACCAGAAACCUGGCCUUGGUGUGGGCUCCCAAUCUCCUCAGGUCAAAGGAGAUUGAGGCAGUUGGCUGCAAUGGGGAUGCAGCUUUCCUGGAGGUACGAGUGCAGCAGUUGGUGAUUGAGUUCAUCUUGAAUCACGUGGAUCAGAUCUUCAGCAACAACAGGAAAGCCAGCUCUGCAGAGAACAUUGAGAGCGCAUCGGUGGUGAAAAGCCUGACCCUCCCCUCGGCUUCCCUGCCCAUGAAACUGGUGAGCCUGGAAGAAGCGCAGGCACGGAGCCUGUCUGCAUCCCACCCUGCUCGGAAGGAGAGGAGGGAGAACAGCUUGCCUGAAAUUGUGCCUGUAACCGGGUCUCUCUUCCACACAGUUGUUGACCUCCCCGACAGCAAGAGAAAAUUAUCUACCAAGUCCAAGAAAUGGAAGUCAAUAUUUAACUUGGGCCGUUCUGGCUCAGAAUCAAAGUCUAAACUGAGUCGAAAUGGGAGUGUCUUCGUAAGGGCACAGAAGCUUUCUGAAAAAGCAACUAUUCGGCCCGCGAAGAGCAUGGACUCGCUGUGUUCCCUGCCAGUGGAAGGGGAGGAUGAGAAGAGCAGAUUCAAACGGGCAGUGACUACUGGAGGGUUUUUUGUUCCGGUGAUGAAGAUACGCACAGGAGGCACAGGCAGCUCGUAUGACCUCAGCAAGGAGAAUGAGUGGGAGAGGGAAGGAUCUGCCAUGGUAGCCAGAGGAAGCACAGAGCUGAGUGGGGAGAAAGGUCCCCCCCGGACACCACAGGCAAAGUCACCCCCUGAGCAGCUGAAGGUCUUCCGGGCAGCAGAGGAUGCUGAGAACGAGCAGACUUCCCCCAAAGGCGGCCGCAUGUUCUACACGUGUGAAACAAGCACCAAGUCGGGCUUCCCAAACAGCCUCUUCCCCUUGGAGGCCUCCCCUCGCCACCAGAGGAAAGCCCUGAACAUCUCAGAGCCUUUCGCUGUCUCUGUCCCACUGCGAGUAUCUGCAGUCAUCAGCACCAACAGCACCCCAUGCCGUGUGCCCACCAAGGAGAAGCUUUCCCUCUCCAGCCUAGAGGAGCUGUCCUCCCUGGUGGCUGAGAACACGAACCCCUCUGCCUUGGAAGCAGGGACCCACACGAGGACAGAGCAGGUGCUGGAGAGGAAGGAGAAACAGCCGGGGACCACUGUGCCAGUGGCAGCAUCCAGAGGCUCACCCCCUGAGGAGCUGGUGGAAGCCAGGAAACCUGAGUCCUUAGAAACUCCACAGCCAGCCUCAGAAAAUGAGAUGUUAUGUGGGCAAAGCAGCCCCAGCAGCCCCAGCAGCCCCCAGCAGUCCUCAGAGCAGAGUCCUACCUCGGAACAAACACCAACCUCAGAGGUUCAUAAGGGGCCGCUGCCUGCAAACAAGGCCGAGCAAGGACAGCUCAAGAAAAAGGAUGUCUCCUCAGAAGGCAGCUGUGGUCAGCAGGAGAUCAAGACAGCCAAGACAGAAGAAGAGUCAUGCUUUAGACAUGUGACUGAGGAAGACCCUGCCAAUGCCCUUCUAGAACCGCUGUGGCCAGAGAUACAGCAGGAACUGAAAAUCAUUGAGCCUGAAGAGGAGCUCUUGCUCUUGCCAGCUGCUGUCCCCAGGAUGGGACUGAUUUCUGAAUCCUCUUCUUCAACACAAGCAGAUAGUUCCUCCUCCGGCCCAGGGCAGAGUCCAGCCCUGUCUGAGCAGAAAUCUGCAAGCAGAACACCACAGGUAACAACUCAGGUGCCUUUGUUUGGUGCCACCAGCAUUGAACAAGAAGACAGUCUCCACAAGGGUCAGUCUGAUGUGGUUGCACAGCAGAGCUGUGCUUCAGCCCUACCCAAACUGGGUACUUCUCCAACUGGCACAGCCACUCCAAAGAACCACCACGCAGUGGUGGACAGCGUGAGUGAAUGUCUCACUCCUCCCCUGGACUGGAAGCUCUGUGGUCAAUCAGAAUUUAAUGAGGUUGCUCCAAGUGAUGGAUUUUCUUGUUCCAAAGGAGCAUGUCCAGAGUCAGGGAGAGAAAAAGAUAGCACUUGUCAGCUGCAGAGGGAAAAGGAUGGUCUUACCAGAGGCCAGGCUCAGAAGGAGAAGCCUGAAAUCAUGGCUGCUGAUAAAAGGGACACAUUCUGCUCCAAGGCACUGGGUGGAGCUGGAAUCCAGGAGCUGAAGGAGGGCAAUGCUGUUAGCAGAACCCAUGAUGCUGGUGAUCAGGAUGAUGAGGAUACCUGGACAGAUAAUGUACAGAGCUUAGAACUUGUGGAGCCAUGGGAGGAUCACCAGUGGGUUACAAGCCCACUCCAUUCCCCCACCUUUAAGGACAUUCAGGAGAAGAUGAUACAGGAGUUUCAGCCGCAGAGCCAGAGAGCAGAGACAGGCCUUUCUCUUAGACCACGAUUCAGCCGCAGCCUCUCCCUGGACAGUAAAGACACAGUGAUGAGUCUGUGGACUAUCCCAUUCUCUUUCAUAGAUGCCACUGACCAACAGCAGCCAUGCAGUGACAUUCUGCCAGUGACUUGUGAGCUGCCCAAGACACAACCCGUCUCCCUGUCUAGUUCAGGCAAAGUUAAGCAAGGUGAGAAUGGCACAAGUCCUCCUGAAGAACCUGCCAAAAAUGAUGAGCUGAGGUGCCCCCUCACCAGGGAGGAAGCACCAGCUGAGAAGGAGGCACCUUCCAGAAUCCUUCUUUCACAGCCAGAGGAAAAGAAAGUGGAUGUGAGCAAAGAAAACCCUUGGAGCUCAAAGCUUGAACUGCCUUUACCAUACCAAAAUAGCUCAGGCAGCUCUUCACAGGCAAAGAACAUAGAGGAGAAGUUAUCCAUGUCUCAGGACCCUGCCCUGGGAGGAGAGACUGUUAUCAAAGCGUUGUGCUCUGCCACUGAGUCACAGCUGAGUAGUAAAGGUGAAGAAACACCUCGUAAAGUGAAGACUCGGCCAUCAUCCCUCAACUUGGAUUCACUCCUUCCAGCCCCAGAUUUUUUCACAUUCGAGAGCCUGUCCAUGCCUUCUGCCCCUGGGAACCUCCUGUGCGGACAGAAGGAAGUGAAAAGCAGUGAUUCUGUCCCAUCACUGCCCACUGCCUGCCCUGCUGCCAGUAAAGGCGUUACUUGGGGGUCUCAUUUCAAUGCCCAUGUGGAUCUAGACUUGGAUUACCUAGCGGUAGCCCAUGCCACCACUGGCCGUCGUAACUCUGCCCCCGUCAGUGUGUCGGCGGUCAGGACCUCCUUCAUGAUUAAGAUGUGCCAGGCUAGAGCGGUGCCUGUGAUACCGCCCAAGAUCCAGUACACCCAGAUCCCCCAGCCCCUGCAGGCUCAGAACGCUGCUCCUCCAGCUGAGAAGAAGGAAGCAGAAGCCAAGCAGGCAGUCAGGCAGACUCAACGAGUGGCAUGGAGCCACUUGGAGACCCCCAAGAGCCCUCUGGCAGAGAAGAAAGCCAAAGCAGAGAAAGAAAACAGUGACCCAGCUCAAAAGGACUCAGCCUGCCCUUGGCACAGCAGCCUUGGAUCUCCUCUGGAGCCAUCUCAGUCCAGUCAGUACCCUGCUACGGAUGCCCCUGUUCUGCGCCGAAAGCGCACCUCCGAGGGGGAGACAGCUGGAGAUACCCCACAGUCCUCAAAGAUGGAGAGGCCAUCAGGGUUCUCCAAGCCUUCCUAUAGGUCCAGGCCUGGCAGGCCCCAGAGUCUGAUUCUCUUCAGUCCCCCUUUCCCCAUCAUGGACCACCCCUCCUCUUCAGCAGACUCCAGGGUGUUGCUAUCACCCAUAAGGAGCCCUACUCAGACCACCUCUUCAAGCCCCAUUUGUGGCGAUCUGUCUGAGCCUUCGCGGACAACGCCUGAGGGGGUGACGCUGCGGAACAAAAUGACCAUCCCCAAGAAUGGCCAGAGACUGGAGACCUCCACCAGCUGCUUUUACCAGCCCCAGAGGCGCUCUGUGAUUCUGGAUGGACGAAGUGUGAGGCAGAUCGAAUAGCAACUGCCUCUCAUAUUCCUUUUUCAUAGUGGAUGGGACAGGAGUGUCCAUGACCAACUCUGCUGCCAUUUUGCUGUUCUUAGAACUAUUUUGUGCAAGAUGGACCCGAAUCCUUUAGGGUUUCCUGCAAAGCAUUUUGCUAUGGAGAUUCAUAGUCUUUUUGUCUUGCUUCUCCUUCCCUUUCUCACCCCUGCCUAUUCCCUCACCGUCUGCUUCUUUUUUUGCAAGCCAGUCCCAGGGAACUUGCAUUUCCUCAUAGUCAUUGUCUAACAAAGCCCCGUGAAAGUCCCAUCCUCCCUAUGAAAAAAACAAAAAGAAAAAUAAAUCUUGGUAUAAUUAGAAAGUAGGGCUGGGGGGAAACAUUGUUCCAAAGCACUGCAGCCCACAGUGCAGGGGCACAGCAUCUGCUGAGGAGGUAAGUCCAGAUGUUUGGGACCUUCUUCCAUUGUUUCCCAGCCACCAGUGAAGGACCAUGCCUAUCCUUCCCUGCUGCCUGAUUUAGACAGUGUAAAUCAACAGUGCAGGAGGCUGGGCAUAGCUGAAGAAGAAGGUGAAGCUGGCAUGAGCAAGUCAUACAGGGUGUAAAACACCCAAGGAUGUUGCAGUGACAAACAUACAACCUGAAGGUGCUGCCUCCAGCUCUGUCCUUGCGUCAGAGAUGUGCUCUUUCCAGCAUGUGCAAGGGCUGGAAUGGAAGCAGCUGGGCAGGAAACACCUAGCUGUUCCUUUAAUCUCCCAAAUCCAGCUCAUGAGCUCUGUUGUGCUCAACCACACCUCCCUGGGGCGGACAAGGUCCAUGUGGCUGGGGAAUGAGUGUGAAGCUGACUGUUCAGUGGUAGAGACUUCUCAGGCUGCUGUCGGUGAAAGCAAAGACACAGUCUUAACAAAGGCCAGAAUCAACUAUUUCCAUCAUUGCUUAAAGCCAGAUGACACCUCUGCAACUAUCUCCAGCGGUGCUCCACACUGCCAACGGGGGAAAAGCAAGAGCAUCUUUUGACUCACAUGGCCUUGGGCUACUGCCCUCUUGCACCCUGACUGACUUAUCUUUGACCCUUGGUCUUUCAUUGCCACUGUGUGGCAUGUCCCCAUGUGCUUCUUCUUCCUUUAAACCUCCUCUCUUUGUGGUUUUACACUGUUUCUUUGAGACCACAGCUGGUUGUCACCUCCCUUGGUCUUCACUGCUUUCAGAUGGGUUGAGAUUAUGGCAAAGAGGAUGAUGUUUAGGACUGCGGAACAGAUAAUGAACAUUACAAUGAGAGGGGGAUUUGAAGUGAAUUAAAUUCUCUCCUGAAGGGUUGUUAUUGUUACAGGCAAAUACGCAUUCAUAUAAGCAACAGAUGCCACAGAAACAGAAUUAAAGGUUCCUUUGUAAAGCCUCUAACUCUACAUUCACAGCAGGCUCUCUAUUGCCUGGUAUGUGACCGGGGGUGAUUGCAAAGGCACGUACAGCCUGUGCUGUCUCUGCAAUUUAAGUGCCACUGGAGACUACAGAGAUGGGAGCACAGGUGUUGCUGCCAGCACUGAGAUUUUCCCUGUAAUGGUGCUUGCAGAGGCCAUCAUUCAUGGGGAGGUCUGUGUCUGUAAGCCCUUGGGUGGGUAUUAUGGGCUAUAGUUUAUGAAGUAACUGAGCAUCUGGUAGGAAGUGCUAUAGCCACCACAAUGAGUGUCAGUCAGGAUUUCCUGAGAGAUGUAUGUUUAGGGCUUUUUUUGUGAAGUACUGGCAUUUUUAAACUGUUAGCAAACCCUCGAGCUCCUGGUGGGUACUGAAUGUGUCACUUCAUGUGUCAUUGUGGCUGGAGGGCUCAGAGCCUGUGCUGUGCUUUCUGUGCACUCUGGUUGCUAAAGGAGGGAGAUGCCAGAGUACUUUUGAGAAGUUCUGGCCCCACAAGUGAAAGGAAUGUAUCUUCAGCAGAAUUUUCUCCUAGAAUCCAAAGGGAGUGUGAAAAAACUGGAGGGCUUUUCCCUGUCAGUGCUUGCAGCUUUUGAUCCUCCCCGCUGUACUUCUCGCUUGUGCAUAACGCCAUGUGAGGGGGAGCAGAGCAGAGAAUGAAGCCCAUGCUGUCAGUGUUGUGGAGGGAGAAUAUUACACCGGACAAGAGCCUGGAGUUCUUGUUGCAGGUCCGUGGUCUUUCACAGAUUGCAGCCCAUGCUUUACCUGGGCACGCCGUGGACGGCAGGUCCAGAAUAAUCAGCUUCAUGACGAUUGUGCUUUCCUUCUCCCUGACCAUAAAAUGCCUGUGAAGCCUCCCAUUAAAACUAGGGGAUUGCCAGUCCUCAGUGCUCUUCACAGCACAGCUUUGCUCGGCAUUUACAUGGCACCCAAAUUCCUUUUUUACCUCCUCAUGGGAAAGCUUUCAACCACCAUGGCUCAGUUAAUGGCAAAUGACAUGAGAAGAUGUGAUACGAGGUAUUGUGGUAAAGUAUAGAGAAAGUAAAAGGUAUGGAAAUGAUGCACAGGAUUUUUUGGCAUCAACAGAACAGUUUACUUUGGACGGGGAUUUAUAUUCUCUCAGUUCCUAGAAGUUCUAUCUGCCAAGGCAUCUGGAAUGGGGCCAGCAAAGCUCAUGGAGUAAUGUGGAAAGGAAAAGAAAAUGUGAUGAAACCUUGGCACCUUAAAACAGUUCUUCUCUCUCUAUUUUUUUCCUCCUCCCUAUUCUCAUAUAAGCUGAUCUGUGAACAAGAAAUGAGGUCUGGCAAUUUGUAUAUAGCACACUGUCUUAAUUCUUAACAGCGUUCCAGUAAGUAAUAGUGCUUUUGGCAUAAGUGGCGAAAUUCCUGCAAGAGAAAAUGACUCUAAAUCUUUACUUAAUAUUAAAGAUCAGCCUCACCUAAAAUCUGUAUCCAGACUAUACUUUUUGAGGGUGUUUCGGAAUUUGAACUCGGAGCCAGGUCCUGGGUUUUAAUGAAGCAGAGAUUCUGCAAAUGACAUCUCUAUUCUGUAGCUUGAUCCCAUCUCUAUCUACAGUUACCUGCAAAGCUGAGAGAGUACUUGCUGAGAGUACUGUGCAAGGUGCACCACUGCACCGAGGUCACCAUUCCCAGCUCCAGACUCAGACUUCUGCAGACUUUGUAAUGCUUAAUGACGGGCCCAUGUUAAUACUGAUAGUUGCAGGACCAGAACUUGAUAGAGCCAGGAGUUAGAAGCCAUCUCCCAUUGAAUAGUGCUGAAUGUGUGGUUGGAGCUUCCUGAGAUCCAGCCUUAUUAAGAGAUUCCUGAGGUCAGCUUCAGGGUCAGACCCACUCUCAUCUUUGCUUCAGAGCUAUUAGCUUGCUUUCUGCUAUCCUGCAUCAGCAGACUGAACCUGUGACUGGAAGCAAUCCUGAAGUUCAGGGUUUUGCAGUGGUACUUUGUGGGUACCAAACUCCUGCCCUCCAGGACAAGCCUGCAACACUAGAGCCUUUAAGAAAGGGUUUGGGUUCUUUUGCUCGAUUUUGGGUUGGUUUGGGUGUUUAUUGUGUGUGAAGUAUUACGGAGAGGGACAGACUGUUUUAUGGGAGAUGGGUCUGCCCAGAAUUUGAGGUUUUGUCUACAGGAGAGUUAAGUCAGGUGUUCUCAGCAUUAUGGAAAGGACCUUCCUGAACAGACUGGCACAUCAUUUGCAGCUCUACAAGGAUCAUUUCAGGGACCCUGCAGUACAUUUUGAAGAGUGUCAAGGCUGCAGAUGGCCCCAAUCUGUCAUGAUGUGGUAUCACCAGCAUAUGCUGCUUGGGGGCUUCCACCGAUGGGAGACAAGAGACACUUAUUCUUCUCAUGUAGUCAGGCAGUUUGUACAGCUUCUGUUAAUAGUAACCCAGAGUGAAAUGGCUGGGCUGUCAAAGAUGAGAAUCCCCUGAUGGAAAGGAGGGGCAUGGAGAAUGUUAGCUCACGUGGGAGCUGCUUUAUUGGCAGGAGAGUAAACAGGAGGAUUGUAUUUUACGGUAUAAACCACAUUCCUCUGACCUGUCUAUCCCAUGCUAUCACUUCAGAAGGACUGAAGCUCUUCUUUUUUUUCACCUUUAUUGCUUCAGAGGAAUUUAGGUCUGUAUCAGAGAGCAUCCAUAAAAUCCUGCAACAUAUUCCCUCAUCCAGAGUCCAAAUGGUGCAAUCAAAGUAUUGUUUCUUUCUUUAUGAAUUCUGAAAUGCCUGUAGUGGUGAAUAUUGUGUUGAAUUUAUAUAUAUAUAUAUAUAUAUAAAAGAACAUUUUAUAAAUAUUAAAAUGGAAAUUUAAUUAAAAUGAAGGAAUUGCCUAAAUAGAAUCCUGCACAUCUGUGAAAUGGGCUCAUGCAUGGAACUGGUUUCUGCUGUAAGUUUUGUAGUACUGAGGGUAUGAGAUCAACUGGCUUUUUGCCCACAGAGGAGAAGCUAAUAUGUGGUGGGCAAAAGGCUUGAAUCUGCCCUCCUGAUCAGGAUCUUGUCCUGAGAGAGAAGAAAUGAGAUCAGCACAGACAAGAGUGCAAGGACUGAUUUAAGUUGCCACCACAAGCAUCUCCUCAGUCCUUGGAGAUGCAAACAAUCUACUGGAGCAUGUAUUGCCCUUCAGGCAUGCCCAGGCUUUGCAGUUGUCCUUUUGCUUCUCUCCAUUUCUAGGGAAAACUAAUCUCUAGGGGAGGGGAGAAGGUGUAGCUGAUGCCUAUUUGGUUUAGUUUUGGCUUGCUCCUAAUUGAUGUAAAGGCUCAGUGAUAACUAAUCCUGCUCCAAGCAAGGAAUGAAAAGCUUGCCACGGAGCUCAACUGGAGAUGGAGCAGGACUUCAACAGCCCUGGAAAGGAAGGGUGGCAGGAGGCAAGAGCUUCCUGAGGGCUCCAUGCAGCAGACCAGACCUUAGCUCUUGUUCUUGCAGGCACUGGUCCCCUUUGAAUUAUUCUUUGCUGCCAGGUCAAGGGAAGGGCUGGAAGUCAGACACUGUGAAAAGGACUGUCCCCAUCCCACUGGCCCCCGUUUGGGAUUACUUCUCCUGCUAGCUCUGAAGGAUUGUAUUUUUGUUCAGCUUUGUUCUCUGUGUGGACUUGCCUGCCUUUGUGCCUUUGCUUUUAAAAAGAAAGAAAAACAACAGACAAAAAAGAAAGAUGUUUUGCCAGGUCUCAGCCAUGAGAUUAAACUGGAGUUUUUAUAAAAACA
Messenger RNA from Pezoporus occidentalis (night parrot), 10220 nucleotides. RefSeq names its product Rho GTPase activating protein 31 (gene ARHGAP31). Lineage: Eukaryota; Metazoa; Chordata; Aves; Psittaciformes; Psittacidae. Gene Ontology annotation, biological process: small GTPase-mediated signal transduction. Gene Ontology annotation, cellular component: lamellipodium. Gene Ontology annotation, molecular function: GTPase activator activity. The record is from RefSeq and is a predicted model, not a curated record. The transcript is spliced from 12 exons. The coding region runs from base 651 to 5123 and encodes 1490 amino acids.